Messenger RNA from Vollenhovia emeryi, 856 nucleotides. RefSeq lists its product as uncharacterized. The transcript has a single exon. The coding region runs from base 1 to 600 and encodes 199 amino acids. The record is from RefSeq and is a predicted model, not a curated record. Lineage: Eukaryota; Metazoa; Arthropoda; Insecta; Hymenoptera; Formicidae.
AUGAAUUCAGAUUCCGAAGUGGAGGACGAAAAUACGCCUCCCAAAAAAAAAACCAAAACAAUACGUCGCGUGCAAAAAUUUAGAAAUGCUUGGCUCACGGAAGAGGAAUUUAAACUAUGGCUUCAGAGGGUUCCCAACAACCUCGAGAAAGCCAAAUGCAAAUUUUGCAAUAUCAUUAUGAAGGCGGACAGAACAGUGAUCAACAAUCAUUCAAAAUCUCAAAUCCAUAAGAAAAAACUUACAUUUUUUCAGCCAAAAAUAAUAGAAUUUACAAAAAAUCCUAACGAUCCAAGCUUAACAAUAAGUAAGGAAACAAGCAAAUUAGAAAUACGUUUAUGUGCAUUAAUUACUGAACACAAUAUACCCAUACGGGUUUUGGACCAUCUAACACCUUUGAUGAAGGAAUGUAUUCCUGAUUCAAAAAUUGUACAAAAUAUGCAUUUAAAAGCAACAAAAGGAGUUGCAAUCAUAAAAAAUGUGAUUGGGGCAGCCUCAAAAAAUCAUCUGCAAAACAAAUUAAAAUCAACAUUAUUCAGCGUGCUGAUAGAUGAAUCCACCGACAUUGCUUGUGUCAAAACUAUGUGCGUCGUGGUCAGGUAAAUUAUUAAAUUUAUUUUAAAUAGUUAAUACAGUAUUUAAAAAUUUCUGGGUGUAUUAUACUUAAAAUUGUUUACAGAUUUUUUGAUGAGGAGGAAGGAGGAGUGGUUAGUAGAUUUUGGGAUCUAUGUCAAGUAUUUGAGAAGAGCACUAAUGCCGAAGCAGCUACAGCAGAGCAUUUGUUCAAUCUUACACAAACCUCCUUCAAAAAACAUGAUAUUUCAUUUGAAAAUAUCAUUGGAUUUGCAUCCGACGGGUG